AUGGAUAGAAGCACUGAGUUGGACCAAAUCCUCUCCGCCGCCCUCUCUAUAGAAAAAGUGCCUCCCCCAGAUUCAAAGGUUCUACAAGAGACACUCAUAGAACUUUACACCAUCCUGGGAAUUCCACAGGAGGAAUUCAGUGAAGUUCUAAAUUCUGAAUUUCACAAAGUCCGGUCUCCCAACGCACCGGUCGGAAGCUACAGCUAUGAAAACCUCAAAGGCGUGAAAAGGUCUCUUAAUGAAGUGGCCAUGAUGGCAUGUAAGCGACCCAGAACGUCUACAGAAGGUCUAAAGUCAAACACGGCAGCCAACUCAUCCAUAAAGGCAACAGAGAACGUUAGACAGGUCCACGGCCUCCACACUCAAACUCGAGUCAACUCGCGUGCCGACUCUGUGCCGAAAAGCCACGUGACGCAAAGACUCAACGCUCCACAGAUCCCACUGCAGUUUUGGCUACAGAAUGGAGGUUAUGCAUCACAGUUCCAGGGCGUUCAAGCGAUACAGGUGCCGGCCGCUGGAGGAACCUCGAAAAUGGUCUACGUUAUUCCCAAAUAUCCAAAUCUGCCUGUAGGGACCCAGAUCCCUCUUAACAGCCUCCUUCAGCCCAAAUAA
Messenger RNA from Spea bombifrons (plains spadefoot toad), 612 nucleotides. RefSeq names its product homeobox protein siamois-like. The record is from RefSeq and is a predicted model, not a curated record. The transcript has 3 exons. Bases 1 to 612 code for a protein of 203 amino acids. Lineage: Eukaryota; Metazoa; Chordata; Amphibia; Anura; Pelobatidae.